GUUUCGAACGGAUAAAUGGACGGAUAGCCGGGCGGGGGCGGGGUUUGUUUACGUUUCGGUUUCGUCACGGCUUGUGUUACAUCUUCAGUUCCGGUACUUAUAAUACAUGUAAUUACUCCUCAAGGAGUUUAAAUAGAAUACCCUUGCUCCUGUUGGUUGGAAGUCCAUACGAAUUACUCGUAAUGGCAUAUUAUCACUGUGGAUGAAAAAAAACCGGAACGACGGCAGAAUUUCGAUUGUUUUUCAGUCAGUUUUCCGGCGUCGUAAUUGGGUGGGGAGGGGGGGCGUGGGCCGGUAGCGUUAAUUUACGUGUUGCGAAAUGUCUCAUUUUGUAGAUUUCCCCGAAUGUUUGAAUCUUUUUUUCGGGGUAACAUCCCACUUGACGUACAUUUUGCGGAUCGAGACGAUUGUAGACCGAAAUGUAAUUGUUUCAUGGUUAUUCUUAAUAGUUAGCCAGGUAACCAUACCAUCGGGGCGUUCGCCGUGAUCUCUACGGCGCUGUAGGGGUACCCGCCCGUCCAGCUAUUAGCGCAGGCCGGGGGAGUUUUUAAGGGGUUGGGUUAGAUUUCGUCGCGCCCGAAAACAGAAGCAGGUCGGUGCCUCAGCACCCUGGAAGCCGACUAGCGGAUAAUGGUGACCAGGCUAAGAAUAGCAAGAUCAGUGAUAUUUUGUAGGACAUUUAAAGUACAGCUAAAUGUGUCUUCUGAGUCUCAUGUGUAUGUGAACUAUUUUUAGCAUUUAUACUGUUUAAAAUGAUGUUUAGUCUGUCAUUGUAAUGAAACUCAGGCCCAAUCCUCGGCAUACGACUGGUAAACAUGGCGACCGGUGGAACCUCAGCUCUCCUCAGCCAAAUCUCGGACGACUUCCUGGAGUGUCAGGUCUGCCUGGAGCCCUACCGCCGGCCCAAGGUGCUGUCCUGCCUUCACACGUUCUGUCAGGAGUGUCUGGAACAGCUGCACAAGCGGCAGGGCCACGCGCAACACCUGGAGUGUCCAACAUGUCGGACCAAGACGGAACUUCCGGGUUCUGGGGUCACCGCGCUGAAGGACAACUUCUUUGUCGAAAGUCUUUCGGACGCGGUCAAGCUCCACAAGACAGUGAAAGAGACGGAGGGAGAGAGCUCGAGAGUGGUGUGCGGUCUGUGUGAGUCCGGGCAAGAGGCGAAAUCGUAUUGUGUGGACUGCAAAGAGUUUAUGUGUGAUGGGUGUAUCAACAUCCAUGGUCGAAGAGCGGCACUGAAACGGCAUCCGCUCGUCACAAUAGACGAGGUUCGUUCAGGGGAAGGGCUUAGGGCCAAGUCUCGCACCCAGCCGUGCAAGCUGCACACAGACGAGGCCCUGAAGUUCUACUGUGAGACCUGCAAAGAGGCUGUGUGUCGAGACUGCAUCAUGGUGGAGCACAAGGAUCACUCCUACAACCAUCUCGCUAAAGCAGCUGGUGGCAUGAAGAAAGAGCUGGCUGCAGUUCUUGAAGAGGCCGACAGGAGGCUAGCCGAGCUCAAAGGCAAGCAACAAGAAAUCGUGAGUAAGAAAUCCCUGCUGAAAGUCAAUGUGACACAGGUUGAAGACAGCAUAAACAAAGCAGCAGAUGAGGCCCGAAAGCGCCUGUUAGAUCAGGUAAAUGCGGAGCAAAAGGACCUGUUCCAACAAGUGCAGGACAUUGAGAAGGAAACCGAGAAAGAGUUUUGCACCAUCGAAGACGCCGUUGAGACUGCGAUUGUCGGCUUGUCCAACACCUCUGAUUUCGGACGCAACGUUAUCAACCAUGGUACUGAUCUGGAGAUCAUCAGUGUUAAGGCAGACGUUCAGUCCCGGCUUCAGAGUCUGCUACCUGAGGUGUCUCCAGACGGGAUGCGGUUGACAGAAGGAGAGUCUUGGGUUCGCUUCGUAGCCAACGGUGCUAAAACAGACGUCCUUGCUCUGGUCGGUGAAGUACCUGACGGAACAACCGGUCGACUCGGCCCGACUGAACUGGGACAACACUACAGCGGACAGGGCCAGGAUGAACUGGUGACACUACAGGACGAGAUCCACCGUACCGAUUUCAGAGCGACAUUCACCACUUUGGGAGCAACCGGUCGACUCGGCCCGACUGGCCUGAGACGACGCUACAGCGGACAGGGCCAUGAGGGACUGGUGACACUGCAGAACGGGAUUCAGCUCUUCACAGUCAAAUACACUGGCACGUACGAGAUAGAAGCUGCAGGUGCUGCUGCAGGAUGGGGGAAGCACACGCCCAAGUCAACACGUGGAAGAGGUGCUCUCAUGAAAGGAACUUUUCCACUUGAAAAGGGUGAGGUGCUGAAGAUCCUAGUCGGACAGGAGGGUGUGCAUGUUGUGCGUGGAAAUGGCGUAGGCGGGGGCGGCGGGACGUUUGUCAUCCGGGAGGACAACACCCCACUCAUCAUUGCAGGCGGCGGGGGCGGUGGGAGCGGUCUGUCUGAAAGAAAGGCUACCAGUGACGGCACCAAGGAAACAUCAGGCAAUCCUAGCUCAGGGGGGAAGGCAGGGGGGGCUUACGGGGCCGGGGCCGUACAGGGGGGUGCGGGUAGAGUAGGUGGUGGUGGGGGAGGUCUGCUGACGGAUGGAGCAAGAUCUGAAAACAAAUUUGGUGGCAAAGACGGCAGCAAUGGAGGUGAGGGUGGAAGGGCGUUUGUGAAUGGAGGUGUAGGUGGGAGAGGGUCGUUAAACAACGCAGACGGAGGUUUUGGUGGCGGAGGGGGAGGGUUUGGAGGGAUGUUUUUUAGAGGAGGAGGAGGAGGAGGGGGUGGAGGCUAUUCUGGAGGGGGAAGAGGGGACGAUGAGUACAACCAAUGUGGAGGGGGAGGCGGUUCCUUCAAUAUGGGCGGGGAACCCUCUGGGGAGAGUGGUGCCAAUGACGGUUCUGGUUAUGUUGUAAUGACAUUGGCUGGUUAG
This is a messenger RNA of Branchiostoma floridae (Florida lancelet), 2915 nucleotides long. RefSeq names its product keratin, type II cytoskeletal 2 epidermal-like. Lineage: Eukaryota; Metazoa; Chordata; Leptocardii; Amphioxiformes; Branchiostomatidae. The coding region runs from base 816 to 2915 and encodes 699 amino acids. The transcript is spliced from 5 exons. Gene Ontology annotation, molecular function: zinc ion binding. The record is from RefSeq and is a predicted model, not a curated record.